AUAUCUGGAAGAGAGAAGAAGAGAAUUUAUUAACCUGAGGCAGAGACAAUUGUCAGUGGCUGAGUAUGAGAAAGAAUUCGUCCGAUUAAGCCGCUACGGAAGGGAGAUAGUCCCAAAUGAAGCUGAAAGAUGCAAGAGAUUUGAAGAGGGACUAAAUGACAACAUCAAGAUCCAGCUCACUGCCUUGGGAAUCACAGAAUUUACCAAGUUAGUGGAAGCUGCCAUAAAGGUUGAAAAAGUGAGAAUUAGUGAGUGGACUAGAAGAGAGAGACAGCAGAAGAGGGGACCGGGUCAGUCGAGUUCAGCUCCUGCAUCAGGGAAGAAGUUCAAGGGUCCUCCUGCACAAAGUUCUGCUCAGCCACAGGGCCAGGGUCAGUCUUAGGUGCCCAGGCUACAGUUCACCCCUAGGAGAGGACAGUCCACACCAUCAGUGGGCAGCUCUCCAGGGAUGGGGUUCAGGGGACCAGCCCCAACAUCUUCUGCAUGUCCACACUGUCAGAAAUGGCACAAGGGGGAAUGUUGGAGAGUGACUGGUGCUUGCUUGAGAUGUGGGUCGAUAGAACAUCAACUUAGGAACUGCCCACGCAGAACUACUACAGCUGCUCCGACACAAGUAGACAGACCUGCUCCUGCACCACCAAGGGGUAGAAGGUCUGGUAAAUCCGAAGCUGUGGGACCAUCUCAGAGGCCUACAUCUGAGCCAGCAGAGAGGCCAGAUAACAGACCACCUGCCAGAAAUUAUGCCUUGAGAGCUCAGGAGGAACAAGAUGCCCCGGACGUCAUCAGGGGUACUGGAGAUUCCGACCGUGAGCCCAGUAGACCACAGACUGGGUGAGUCCAUCUGACAGUUCUGCUCAGUGUCCGUGUCACCUCACUACCUGCAGUGCAUCGGUAGGGCACUAGGUGUCAUUUUGUCAUUUUGAUAUU
This is a messenger RNA of Hevea brasiliensis (rubber tree), 927 nucleotides long. RefSeq lists its product as uncharacterized. The record is from RefSeq and is a predicted model, not a curated record. The coding region runs from base 449 to 835 and encodes 128 amino acids. The transcript has 2 exons. NCBI's taxonomy places the organism in Eukaryota, Viridiplantae, Streptophyta, Magnoliopsida, Malpighiales, Euphorbiaceae.